UUAGGUGACUUAGCUAGGCAGAUGAAGGAUGGUAAAACUCAUUAGUUUCCUUCCAUCAAGGUCAUGGAGUAUAUAAAGCACUCACAUGCAUUGGUACUAUUUGCAAUACAAGCUCAUCUCUUGGGAAGAAAUUAGUUUAAGCCUUAGCUAGAAAAAGGAGAGUGAGUUAGUGAGUUGAGAGGCAGAAGAAAAGAAGAAGAAAGGUGGAGUGAGUGAGUGAAUAGAAAAAAAAAACCCACCAUGGGGAGGCCUCCUUGCUGUGACAAAGUUGGCAUCAAGAAAGGUCCAUGGACACCUGAGGAGGAUAUUAUCCUUGUCUCUUACAUCCAAGAACAUGGUCCAGGAAAUUGGAGAUCAGUGCCUACUAAUACUGGGUUAUCAAGGUGCAGCAAAAGUUGCAGGCUUAGAUGGACAAAUUACCUAAGGCCAGGAAUCAAGAGAGGGAACUUCACCCCCCAUGAGGAAGGGAUGAUAAUUCAUUUGCAAGCUCUACUGGGUAACAAAUGGGCAGCCAUAGCUUCCUAUCUUCCACAAAGAACAGACAAUGACAUAAAGAAUUAUUGGAACACACAUCUAAAGAAGAAGCUGAAGAAAUUUCAAGCAGCUUUGGAUCCUCACUCAGCAUCAGACUCAACAGCCAGUGGUCAAUUUCUACCAAAGAGCUUUAGUGACAGAAGAAGUACUUUAGACAUCAGCAGCAACAACAACAAUAAUCAUGGCUCGUCCAUUAGGCUUAGUCAUCAUCAAUCUCAGUCCUCUUCCACAACAACAUAUGCCUCAAGCACUGAGAAUAUCUCAAGACUCUUGGAAGGUUGGAUGAGAUCUUCCCCAAAGCAACUCAACAAGGGAUCAAUAAUAUCCCAAUAUGAUGAAGAUCAUCAGCUCCAAGGCAUCAAUGAUGAUGAUGAUAAUAACAACAACAACUUUGUAAGCACUACUAAGCUAGUGAACCUUCAUCAUCUUCAUCAGCACAAAAUUAGAAACAAAGAUCAUGAGCAAGAGGGUGGUGGAGUAGAUAAUAACAUGGUUUCUCAUCAUGAAGAGUUCGAUUCUAUUUUGUCCUUUGAGAACCAAAACAAUGCUGCUUGGGACAAGUCCACUUGUGAUUCCAUGCCAGAAAAGAGUUCUGAAGCUUCUGCUGCUGCUGAUCAUCAUCAUCAUCAUCAUCAUGAUAUAGCUGCUGCUCAUGAGAGGAACAAUGUCAGGCAAAAAUCUGAGAAUAGUAGUGGUGCUCCUCCAUUGUCAUUUCUUGAGAAGUGGCUCUUGGAUGAAAACGUUGGUCAUCAAGUGGAGGAGAUGAUGGAGUUGUCUCCGAUGUUCUAAAUUAACAUGGAAUUGGGUCACCAAUUUAAUCCCUUUAAGUUUGGGAUGUGACAUUCAAAUGAUCAUAUGAUAUUAGUCAGAUGAAAGAAGAGAUCAAAGGAAUGAAAUUCUUUUGAAAUCUGACUAGGGUUUAAUCCAUUACAAUGGUGGAGAGAUUCACAGAAGCUAUAAGGGAUCUCUUUCAACUUGUAACUUGGAAGUCUAUGAAGAAUGGUUUAAUUAUUUCAAGUAAUACUAUAUGCUUAGUGCAUGUUGCUCUCUUUGUCUUGUAGAAAAAUUACAAAUUAAUGUUAACUUCAGCUCAAAUAAUAAUACUACAAUAACAGUUAUAUUUUCAA
Glycine soja is the source of this 1661-nucleotide messenger RNA. Its product is annotated as transcription factor MYB60-like. Gene Ontology annotation, biological process: response to auxin. The transcript has 3 exons. The record is from RefSeq and is a predicted model, not a curated record. NCBI's taxonomy places the organism in Eukaryota, Viridiplantae, Streptophyta, Magnoliopsida, Fabales, Fabaceae. The coding region runs from base 241 to 1323 and encodes 360 amino acids.